Molecule: messenger RNA, 4769 nt
Organism: Gambusia affinis (western mosquitofish)
Lineage: Eukaryota; Metazoa; Chordata; Actinopteri; Cyprinodontiformes; Poeciliidae
Gene: bhlhe41
Product: basic helix-loop-helix family, member e41
Exons: 5
Coding region: 371-1639 (422 amino acids)
Biological process (GO): circadian regulation of gene expression; anterior/posterior pattern specification; regulation of neurogenesis
Cellular component (GO): nucleus
Molecular function (GO): protein dimerization activity; DNA-binding transcription factor activity, RNA polymerase II-specific; RNA polymerase II cis-regulatory region sequence-specific DNA binding
Source: RefSeq, a predicted model, not a curated record
ACACACACACACACACACACACACACACACACACACACGCAGGCACGCAUCCACACACACGCGCGCGCGCGCGAUGUAGUAAUUACUGGACUUUGCGCUGGUGCAGCCUACACGUGAGACGGAAGCUGUUCCCAGCCAGCGGCGCGCGUGCGCCCUGACAGCAGAGCGGAGCGGUUUUUUGCAAAGUGGCAGCUCCGGCUUCUCUCUCCAGACAUCAGUCUGAAACGCAGCUCCACUGGAGGACACACUCUGCGCACCGUCUCCUUCAGCCAUCCGGGUUUGAGCCGCCGAGCAACAAAACAUCUCCCCCCCCUCCCUUCAAAACUAGAAAAGAGAAGCUCAGCGCUAGUUCAGAGGCUACGGAGAAGUGAUGGAUGAAAGAAUACCGCACUUACAGGACAGGCAGUUCAUGGAGCACGCAGAUUUCCUGGGGAUGGAUUUCCCUCCGCUCUACAUGUGCAAAUCUAAACGAGGCAUAAAGCGAGAGGACGGUGGGAAGCAGGAUGCAUAUAAGUUACCGCACCGGCUCAUAGAGAAGAAGAGGAGAGACAGAAUUAACGAAUGUAUUGGGCAGCUAAAGGAUCUACUGCCCGAACAUCUGAAGCUCUCGACGCUCGGUCAUUUGGAGAAGGCGGUGGUGCUGGAGUUAACGCUGAAGCAUCUGAACGCACUGACUGCUGUCACCGAGCAGCAGCACCAGAAGAUCAUCGCCUUGCAGAAUGGAGACCGCUCAAUGAAAUCUCCCGUCCACACUGAUCUGGAUGCGUUCCACUCAGGUUUCCAGACCUGCGCCAAAGAGGUCCUGCAGUACCUGAGCCAAGCGGAGAACUGGACCGCCAGAGAACAGAGAUGCGCGCAGCUCAUCAACCACCUCCACAAGGUCCUGGCGCAGUUUCAGCCGGACGCACCGCCGCUCCAGCAUCAGCUGCCCGCCGGGGACGCGCAGGACGCACAGAAGCCCGACUGUCAAACCAACUGCGUCCCUGUCAUCCAGAGGACCCAGGGCGGGGAGCUUAACGAGAACGAUACAGACACGGACAGUGGAUAUGGCGGGGAGGCGGAAAAGAGUGACGGCAAACACAAAGAGUGUGAGCGCAACAAAGCGGUGAAGAUCAAGCAGGAGUUUGGAGAUGACAGAGCGGCUAAAAAAACUAAGAUGUGCUGGUCAGGGAACGGGGACCCGUCCAGACCAGAUGUGGCGUUCAUGAAUUCUCUGAUGGGAUUAAGCGGUGUGGGACAGCAGACACCGAUUUGCAUGCCUUUCUACUUCAUCAACCCGUCAGCCGCGGCGCCCUAUAUGCCUUUUUUCGACAAAAGCAACAUUGAAAAGUACAUGUACCCCGCAGCGGCAGCCUUAGCGUCCCCGUUUCCCUGGCUGUAUCCUGCACACGCGUCAGCAGCGGCGGCCGCGGCAGCAGCGGCCGCGUUCCCCGGCCUGUCUGCGCACCUCGGAGCCACCGCUCAGCCCAAAGACUCCCAGCUUCAAGAUGACAGCGGAUCACGCGAAGCCGAGGCUAGCUCACCUGAGGAGCACGAGGAAACUCUCGCGAGUGACGACGGAGAGGGUGACGUAGAUGACAUGUCCCCAGACAGCAAGAAUAGCCCACCGGAGCAUUUUUCUGCCUGUCAAACGAGCUAAUAAGUCUGUGUACCUCUCUGAGUUUCUGUAUUUACAUUUUUUUUAAUUAUUAUUAUUUAGGCUAGUUUUAAAACGGGGAAGUUCUCAUGUCUACAAUAUCUUGGGGCAGCAGGGGACAUUAGUGUGGAAGCUCAUAUCUACCAUUUGAAAGUAUGAAAUGGAACACGGUAUACCAUAAAUAUGAGUUGAAACUUUAAAUUUAUUACAGUCAAUAUCAUAAGUGGCUCUCGGUAGCGUUGUCUUGCUGCAACCUGGGUUCAAAUCCCAGCUUGGGCUGUUUUUACACGGAGUUUGCAUGUUCUCCACAUGCAUGGGUUGGUUCUCUCUGGGUACUCUGGCCUUCCCCAACAGCCCAAACCAUAAAUGUGAAGUUAGUUUAACUUGCUCUUAGAUAUGGUCGUGAUGAGCUGGAGACCAUGCAAGGACAGUUUUAUAUAGACUAUAUUUCCAUAAUUCAUUGUUACCCCCACCCUCCCCACACACACACACCCACAUUGUGUCUUUCUUUCAUAUUUUUAACGUUGAAAGUCAUGACUAUUAAUUUAGUAGUCAUGACUUUUUCAAACUCAUGACUAUGAAUAUGAAUAUAUAUAUAUAUAUAUAUAUAUAUAUAUAUAUAUAUAUAUAUAUAUAUAUAUAUACACAAUUUAAAGUCAGCUAUGAAAGAAAAAUAUACAUUUUGACUACAUGUUAGAACUAUGAAACUUAGAGUUCCGACUUUCAGUCACAGGUUUCACUUCCAAAGUCAAAAUUAUAAGACUUAAAGUUGCAUUUUUGACUUUCAAAAAAAUAAAAAAUAAAAAAUAACAAAAUAAACAAAAGAACACACAACUAUGUGGGCUUUCAAUGUAGUCUACAUAAAAUAUAGAGUCAUCAUUGUAAUCUGAAGCCAUAAUUUCAGUUUGGAAGUCCUAAUUUUGAGAUUUCAAGACUUAAUUCUUUCAUUUGAAGUUAGUGUUUUGACUUUGUGUGUUAUAAAAAAUGAAAUGCAAGUUUAUUAUUUCACUUUUAAAUGUAAACACAUGAGAUACAAAAAGUCAGAAUUUGGACUUUCAAAUUAAUAGUCAUGACAUUUAACAUUAAAAACACGAAAGAAAGACACAAUCUUUCUUUUUUUCAAAAUUGAAAUUAUGAGAUCAGAUUUUGACUUUGGAAGUCCUCCUAAUUACAAAUUUUGAGAUUCAAAGUUAUGACAAUGGAUAAUUUUAUUUUAAAAUCUUGCCAAAUGAAAUAUUUAAAGGUGGAAUUUUAACUCUCUUAAAUCCUAAUCUUUUGUUAAAAAAUUACAAUAAUGUCAUCUAAUCUUGAUUUUGAGAAAGUCUGGGUAUAAGUCCUAUUUUUUCCUCCCAAAAAUAUAGGGAUAUUGUUUUACAUCAUACAAAUGUAUUCUAGAACUUAUAAAUGUGACGAUUGAGUGUUAUAAUUGUGACACUAGAAAUUGAAAUUAUGACUUUGAUAGUAAAGUUAUGACUUGCAUAGUAAAAAUCAUUCCUGAAACUCAAAGUUAUGACAUAUCAUAUCCUAUUUUUUCUUAAAGUGGUGGGAUUGGGCUUCCAUACUGUUGUAAUUUUGUGUGCCUUUUGCACUUCUGCUUGUUUCAAACAAUCUGAAUGACUAUCGACAAAGAUUGACACUUCAUGACUGUGUUGUGAUGCAGUUACUUAUUUUUUUUUAAAUCCUCUUUGACAAAAUAUUUUGACAGGCAGUGUUGGUGUCAAAAAUCUAAGUCACCAUCACGCUAUGUCCCAACCUGUGAUACUCCUCAUAUGUGCAUGGGUGCCUCUAGAAAGUUUUGAAAUGGGGUGAAAGCAUGGAGGGGGGGGCUCUAAUAAUCUUGUGUUCACACUUUAAAAACUAAAGAGAGGCUUCAUAACAGCACACAUAUAAGGCUGUUUGGCUUGCAAAUUUGUAGCCAUUACCUUUGCCUCCACAGGCCCCCCAUGGUGGCACCCUUUGCAGAUGUGGGAACUGGAACUUACCUCGGCUUAUAAAUAAAAAGAAAUAAAGCAAACUCUGGUUGUAAAUAUUAGCCUGAAAUGUUAAUGUGAGCUACAGGGAUCUGGAGAAGAUGCAUAGAUCUCAUUACCUCACUCCAAUGUUGCAUGAGGCUAGUUGAGAGAAAAUUAACUGGCUCAUCCUGAAGAUACCUGGGUAGGUCCCAACAUGAACACCAAAACAAAAGCUACAGAUCACUUUUAAUAUUCAACUUUUGUUUUGGGAACAGGGCAGCGAGAUGAGCUUGAUUUGCUGAACCUCAUCUUAAAUGUUUCUUUUAAAUGCCAAUGCUGUUGGAUAAAAAGUUCACAAAUCUGUCAGAAUAAUUGGAACAUGAGAAUCUCAAGGGUAUUCUUAACCAGAAUAUUGUAGUAACCUCCUGUACUUCCAGGAGACAUUGUAGGUUAGCACCUUAUAGAUCUUUGAUAUUGAAUGUACCUGUAUUUUCCCAAUAUUCCAUGUAGGAUGAGACGUUAAGUGCACUUUUUUCAGCUUUUAAUCCCUUCAGUCACUUUAUCAUUCAGAAAGUCAAUCACUGUAGUUCUUUGUUGUGUUUAGGCUUCUCUUUCAAAAAGAUCCAGGUUAGUUUGUAUUUAUUUCAUGCUGUAAAGUGCUGGCUGAUUAUUUUUCCCCAGUUUUCAUUUCAAGCUAUUUCAUGGGAAAAUGAAAUUUGGAAACACUGCUCUACGCUUCAGGCAAUCAUUAUCUGGGAGAAAAACUGUGGUCAUUGCCAUGUUAAGAACUUUUUCAACUUCUCUUUUCUAUUUUUUAUCAAUUCCUGCAAGUGUAAUAUUGUUCUGUUUUUUUUUUUUAAGUUUUCACAUGUGACUGAAAAGGCACAAACCUCAUUGUGCUUCACAAACAUUUCAAUGCGUUUUAGGUUUUGCUUAGUUGUUUUUGCCUCAAAGCUCUUAACAACUUUACAAGUGGCACGUGAAUUUGUUGUACAUAGUUUUUUGCAAUAUACCAUUAAGUAUACAUGUUUUGUCAAUGUUGUAGAAGUCCUUAGAUUUCUUCUUCUUCUUUUUAAAGAUUUCUCUGAGCAACUGUUGCACUUUUUGUUGGCGCUUUACACGUAUGCUGUUCUAAAUUAUUGCUGAUGAGUUGUAAAAUAAAUAUCAAAAAUGAAACUUUA